AUGGAGUUCCCAAACGACAGCAAUGUGAUGAUAAAGAACAUAUUAAGAAAGUCUAAGACGGACCUAAGAUAUGAAGGACCAUUCACAGUCAAGGGCAGAACAAAGGGAGGCAGCUACAUUUUGCAAGACGAAACGGGAGCACUUCUAUCACAAAACAUUCCACCUUCGCAGAUAAAGCUGAUCUCACAAGAUACUGUUAUAUCUCCAGAUAGCUUUUACAAGAUACAGGCCACCAUUGAUCACCAUCAAGAAAAAGGUGACUAUCUUUACAGAGUGCACUGGAAAAACUAUGUACCAGAUCAAGACACUUGGGAACCCACAAGCAAUUUCAACAAUCUGAGCAUAAUUGACAAAUAUUGGCAAAGACGAGGUCCAGAGAAACCCACCAAUAAAUCUACAAUUAUACAUAACAAGCGUACAAAUCCAACACAAGAACCUACACGCUUUAGCAAACACAAUAUACCGAUAACAAGGUCACACACCUUAGUCAACAUCACUAAUCACUCAAACAAGAGCGUGGAUGAUGAAGAUGAAGAAUAUACUGAUUCUACAAUGGUUUAA
Phycomyces blakesleeanus NRRL 1555(-) is the source of this 561-nucleotide messenger RNA. RefSeq lists its product as hypothetical. Gene Ontology annotation, molecular function: chromatin binding. Gene Ontology annotation, biological process: negative regulation of transcription by RNA polymerase II; chromatin organization. The coding region runs from base 1 to 561 and encodes 186 amino acids. Lineage: Eukaryota; Fungi; Mucoromycota; Mucoromycetes; Mucorales; Phycomycetaceae. Gene Ontology annotation, cellular component: pericentric heterochromatin. The record is from RefSeq and is a predicted model, not a curated record. The transcript is spliced from 3 exons.